AUGAGCAGCAGGCAGGCGUAUGCCUGGCACAUCAGGGCGCUGCUGUUGCAAUACCAACAGCAGCAACAACAGCAGCAGCGGCAGCAAGGGCCAGAGUGCUCUCUGGCCCUCACAUUGAUUAAUGGCGUGCCGCUCACGCCGUACCAAAAGGCCUUCGCCGCGCAGCAGCUUGUUAGCUUGGCCAUGAGCACUCCCACAGCGGAGUCGCAAUGGGCCCGCGGCAAGCGCAUCACCAUGUCGCGCCGUGCCCGGGCAGUGCCUGAGUCUGAUGACCGAUCGCUCCGCUCCGCACGCGGUGCUCGACAUCAGCGCCCCCCCCCCUGGCGCAGCCAGUCCGAUGACUCGAUGCCUUCUAGGCUUCGAUAG
Molecule: messenger RNA, 366 nt
Organism: Cordyceps fumosorosea ARSEF 2679
Lineage: Eukaryota; Fungi; Ascomycota; Sordariomycetes; Hypocreales; Cordycipitaceae
Exons: 1
Coding region: 1-366 (121 amino acids)
Source: RefSeq, a predicted model, not a curated record